GGCAACGCCGUCGGGAUGUCAUAUCGAAAUUUCCCAACCUAAGCCAGCUGUAACACUGCGGUUUGCAACUCCCCUUUAUCACCUCUCGUGUCGACAGCUUGCAUACUUAUAUGCAAUGCUGAUGUUAUGAGACUGUUCUGUCACCUGUACGACCACUUCACUUUCUAUACUCAGUGCUGAGCGACGUUCUUGUUAAGUGUUCGCUGGUCGUCGCGACACGAAUCCUAGCAGGCGACGAUAAAAAAAUGUCCGGCACGGAUGUUGUCCCGGCUAUUCCAGCAAUCAUAGGUGAAUUGACAGGUCCUCUGCUACUAGGCCACCUAUUCAAUUGGGGCCUGUUUGGAGCGCUGACGGUGCAAGUCUACAUCUACUAUUUGGCAUUUCCUCGUGAUAGGGAUACCACCAAACUAAUUGUAGCCUCGACGUAUAUUAUCGAACUUCUGCAAACCGUCCUCUCAACGCGCGAUGCAUUUCGCGUAUUUGGGAGCGGAUGGGGCAAUAUGACAGAGAUGAAUACCGUAGGGUGGCUUUGGUUCAGCGUGCCCGUUCUUGGUAGCAUCAUGAGCUGCCUUGCCCAGCUAUUCUACUCCUGGCGUAUUUGGAUCCUUGGCCGAAAUCGAUGGACUUGUGGCUCGAUCAUUCUCGUCUCGUUGACGCAAUGUGGUGCAGGUUUGUAUUCAGGUUGGUUUGCCCACCACGUCGGGGACUUUGGAAAAAUACAAACAGGGAACUAUAGGAUGGUUACGGUGUGGCUCGGCGGGACGGCUCUUUGCGACGUAAUAGUCGCCGUGGCCAUGAUAUACUACCUGCUCAAAAAUAGGACUGGUAUUCGGCAGACGACGACGCUCAUAACCAAGUUCGUCACGUUGUCUAUCGAGACUGGAGCAAGUUGUGCAAUUCUGGCCGUCAUCGAUCUGGCUCUUUUCCUCGCGUAUCAACAUAACAACUAUCACCUCGCUCCUAGCAUUGCGCUGAGCAAGUUGUAUUCCAAUAGUCUGUUAGUGGUAUUCAACGCUCGAGUUAGGCUUGUCGGUGGUCGUAAUUCAGAGGAUACAACGUUGUCUGGUAGUGUCGCUGAGCGAUAUCUCAGUGACUUUGCCGCGGCGGAACGCACUAGUGGAACGAACCUGACCAGACCCAUCGCUGUAGCAAUUUCUCAAAACAGAACGACUAGCGUUCAAAUUGAUCUGUCAAGGGAAACUUAUCCUAUGGGUACUCCGUCAACACGCGCUGACCAGUCUAGUAUCAAGAAAAAAGACUCCCAGCAUGGCAGCGUUGAAGGACGUUGAGGGACGUUGAUGGUCAACCUUACGACAUGCGACUUCUUGUUAUCCCAGGAUAUGUGCACAUAGACUUUUCUUCUUCGGUCGUCUACGCCGAUGCGACAACCCAUUCUUUUGACAUUCACUUUAUCCAUCUUUCCUUUCUUGGGCUCCUUCAGUUGUACAUACAAAUGAGCAGCAAGCAAGGGAUGUAUUGAAAGUACUGGCUGUUUUGUAGGGGUUUGGAGAAGGUCGCUGAUAGGGAGCCAUAGGAUCUAGC
Messenger RNA from Somion occarium, 1542 nucleotides. NCBI's taxonomy places the organism in Eukaryota, Fungi, Basidiomycota, Agaricomycetes, Polyporales, Cerrenaceae. The record is from the annotation of a GenBank genome assembly.